This is a messenger RNA of Coffea arabica (coffee), 1274 nucleotides long. RefSeq lists its product as uncharacterized. Lineage: Eukaryota; Viridiplantae; Streptophyta; Magnoliopsida; Gentianales; Rubiaceae. The record is from RefSeq and is a predicted model, not a curated record.
AGUCAGAAACAUUCUAAACAUCAUGGCUACUCACAAAGUUCUCAGUUUUGUCUUCUUUGUUUUAUUGGGCAUAACAAUAUGUUGUGAAUGCAGGUCACUCCUCACUUUUGGAGGAGGAGGCUACAACGAAGGUUCGGGUGGUGUUCCAGGAGGGGGUGGCUUUGGCCAUGGUAUUGGUGGUGGUUAUGGAGCUGGUUAUGGCCACGGUGGUGGUGAAGGGGCCGGGGGUGGUUACGGUGGAGGAGGCUAUGGAAACGGUGGAGGUGCAGGAGCCGGAGGUGGUUAUGGUGGAGGAGGCUAUGGAAAAGGUGGCGGUGCAGGAGCUGGGGGUGGUUAUGGUGGGGGAGGUGAGGGCGGAGGAGGCUAUGGAAAGGGAGGUGGUGCUGGAGGUGGAGGUGGUUAUGGAAAGGGUGGCGGUGCAGGAGCAGGGGGUGGUUAUGGUGGAGGAGGUGAAGGUGGAGGAGGCUAUGGAAAGGGUGGUGGUGCUGGAGGUGGAGGUGGUUAUGGAAAGGGUGGCGGUGCAGGAGCAGGGGGUGGUUAUGGUGGAGGAGGCUAUGGAAAGGGUGGUGGUGCUGGAGCUGGAGGUGGUGAAGGUGGAGGAGGCUAUGGAAAGGGUGGCGGUGCUGGAGCCGGAGGUGGUGAAGGUGGAGGCUAUGGGAAGGGUGGCGGUGCUGGAGCCGGAGGUGGUUAUGGUGGAGGAGGUGAGGGUGGUGGAGGCUAUGGGAAGGGGGGUGGUGUAGGUGGUGGAGGUGGAUAUGGUGGUGGAGCCGGUGGGGGUGCUGGUGGAGGUUAUGGUGGAGGUGAAGGAGGUGGUAAGGGAGGCGGUUAUGGAGCUGGUGGUGGAUAUGGAGCUGGAGGUGGACAUGGAGGAGGUGCUGGAGGAGGUUAUGGAGGAGGAGGACCUAGUGGAGGUGGAUAUGGCAGUGGUGGAGGAGCAGGUGGUGGAUACGGAGGUGGUUAUGGAGGUGGAGCUGGUGGUGGCUAUGGAGGUGGUGCUGGUGGCGGUUCAGGCUAUGGUGGUGGACAUGCACGCUGAGAACCAAUGCGUGCAUUUUAUAUCUACGCUUUGUUAGGGUGCUUCCCAACAAUAAGUAUUAUCAAAGCAUCUGUUUUCAUUUGCCAGUUUAAUUCAGAAUUUCAUGGAUUUCAGCUCCGAAGAGUUUUAAGUGUUUUGGUUAUUCAGCUGUUCCCUUGGCUGCUGAAUGUAACCGCACUUCAUUUUAAAUAUGUAUCCCUUGUUUAUGUUUCCAAAAAAUAACAAUAAUAAAAAUAAG